CACAAGACUUAAGUCAGAAGGAGCGACGAGAAGGCAAGAAACUCAGUCUUACUGUCUUGCGGUUUUCAAAGUUCUCUGUGAAAGCUCAGAGCCAUGAAGUUUUCCGUGUUGGUGUUGUUGGUUCUGAUGGGGACCGGUACUUACUCCAUGCCGACCGAAGUCACGGACCAAACCGGCGCACCCGCAAAACCGACCAAGCAACCGGCCAACCAGGACACCGUGGUUGUGGUGGGCCGCAUCAUGUCCGAGGCUUUCGCCUUUCAAAUCGACUUUCACGGACUCGACUGUGAAGUCAUCUUCGAGUCCAGUGUGGGCACCGGCAUCAAGCGAUGCUACGACGGGAGCUGGAUCCUGACCUGUUUCGAGCAGCAGAGGCAGUGCUUCGUCACGGGAUCUGUGUCGGCCAAGAAAGCUGCAGGAGCUCCUCAGCACAAGGAUAAGGUGACUGUAUUGGGGAGGGCCUUCGACACUCCCUUUGCUCUGGAACUCGCUUUCGACGAAGUCCAAGACUGUGAGACCGUCUACGUGUCUGGGAACGGCUCUGACAUCAAGCGCUGUUACGACCCGGACCUUGGCGUGACUCUGUACUGCUUCGAACAAGUGAACCAGUGCUACCUGACCAGUGUGGAUGAGGAUGCAGGCAUUCACAACGGGGUGUCUUAAGGCCAGGU
Molecule: messenger RNA, 671 nt
Organism: Branchiostoma belcheri (Belcher's lancelet)
Lineage: Eukaryota; Metazoa; Chordata; Leptocardii; Amphioxiformes; Branchiostomatidae
Exons: 6
Coding region: 94-663 (189 amino acids)
Source: RefSeq, a predicted model, not a curated record